AUGGUGGAUGCUUCCCUACUUGUUCCGGAGCUAUGGCUAGAGAUAGCCCGACACUUCCGCAGCAGAUCAAAGACCAGGACGGCGGCCCUUGCACGGGUCAAUCGCUACCUUCAUAGCAUCUUCCAAGCCGAGCUUUACCGUGCUGCUGUCAAACAUUGGGCCUCCGAGAUCACUAUUUUCGCCGCUGCCAAGGGCAAUCUGGAAACUCUGCAGGUCGCAGCCAAGUAUGGCGCAAGACUCCAAGAUUUCUAUCUCGCAGACCCAACAGAAGAAGUGGAACACAGAUGGGCGUCCUCACUCCGGGAACUUCUCCCACCCCAGGCUUGCUGGGCCACACCUCUUCAUCUGGCCGCGCAUAAGGGCCAUUACCAUGUUGUUAAAUGGCUUGUUGCGCAGGGGGUAGAUAUCAACGCUGCUGGCAGACUUAUCUGCAACUGCAAGCCUGUGGGGAGUCGCGUACCAGUACCCAGGCCGGUCGCAGACCAUCGCCACCCAAUGUCCGAUUACCCUGCUUGGACACCUCUACACCACGCCAUUUGCGGUGGACAUACUUCAGUUGCCAAGCUUCUACUCAUAGCCGGGGCCAAUCGCAAUCUGGUCGUACCGGUUGGGUCCGCCUCGUACCCAAAUGAGUUCACAGAGUUACAAGAUAGCGAAGCGACCGAACAUGGUGACCAGCAUAAACCUUUCGCCUGGUUUCAUGAUCCAGCCCGGAAAGCCUUCGUCCAGGAUAUACACCCAAUUCACGUUGCAGCGGCAUUCGGCAACAGGUCUCUAGUCAAAUAUCUGACGAGAGAAUGGGGUGUGGACAUCGACAGACUAGAUGACAAUCUCGCGACACCGCUACACCAUGCCAUUGCGGCGAAGAACAAGUCCAUGGUCGUGUACUUGCUGUCUCACGGGGCUGACGCGACCAAGUCAUGGCAACUCCGUGUGGAUAAUGAUGCCGUCGUAUCACACCACAACGCCCUCGACUUCGCCCUCGCUUUUGACGCUGACUGCUGUUCUGCCAUACUGGAAAAAGCAGAGAACAUAGCAUGGAUCGAAACUGCUGAUGAAGGCGGGCAUGUCCGCUUUGAAUCGAGCCUGAAGCUUUCACUCGCGGCAUUUGCCUUCGAGCCGAUGCACGAAGAGCACAUUUACACGUUGAGAGGUUACGCCAGAACGGCGAACGCAGACUUGAUGAAUUACGUGAGAUAUCCAAUCACAUCCAUCGAGAGCACCUUUUACCACAUCCUCGACAAAUUUGUUGACUGCACGAAGGAAGAAGCCCCUCGCAUGGGAGCUGGAUGGGAAGGCCAUUUUCUUGCUGAAAUGCAAGCAUCCUUCAAUAUUAUUUGCAUCAUCGAUUGCGUCCAUCUGAAUCAUGAGGCGUACCUAAGAAAACUUCUUGGUAUGAACCAUUUUGGCAUUGACAGCCUUUUUCCGAAGGAAAGUUUGCUGCAAUUGAUCCAGCUUGUCGGGAUGGGUAUCCCCGAUGUCCCGUUCCAAUGGCUGCGUCCUAUCGACAAGGAUGUCGAGUCUUUAUCGCAAUGCCCCAUCGGAACCCUUGCCGUGGUGUUUAUGAUAAGCUCAAGCCGUAUUGAAGGCAUUAGAGAUGAAAUUCGCCGAGUCGAUUGA
This is a messenger RNA of Colletotrichum aenigma, 1620 nucleotides long. RefSeq names its product Ankyrin repeat and SOCS box protein 5 (gene ASB5). Gene Ontology annotation, molecular function: protein binding. The transcript has a single exon. Lineage: Eukaryota; Fungi; Ascomycota; Sordariomycetes; Glomerellales; Glomerellaceae. The coding region runs from base 1 to 1620 and encodes 539 amino acids. The record is from RefSeq and is a predicted model, not a curated record.